Molecule: messenger RNA, 1647 nt
Organism: Racocetra fulgida
Lineage: Eukaryota; Fungi; Glomeromycota; Glomeromycetes; Diversisporales; Gigasporaceae
Source: the annotation of a GenBank genome assembly
AUGGCUACAUACGCAAAACUUGAAGAUGAUCAACCUUCAGUUGAAAACAUUAAAGAUUUGGUAAUAAUUUCUAUUGUAAAAGAUUCUGAUCAACUUUCAAGCAACGAUAAGGAACAUGAUAAACAUUCUGAACAAAACAAAUAUUAUGAAAUAAUUGGAGAAGUUGUUAAGGAGAAUAAACAUGAUUGUGUUCACAUAAUCACAAACAAUUUUGAAAAUUCUGACAAAUUAAGUGAAAUUUUUGAUGGAAAAAAAGUCGAAAUUUCCAACCAAAUAAAAUCCGAAAUUAAAAAUAUACCUAAAAUUCUUAAACGAAUUUCUGAAGAUCAACAUGAAAGUUCUUGUAGUGACGAUCUGAAUAAUAUAAAUUCUGAAGACAUUGAUAUAGAAAUAAAGCAUACGGCAAAAUUACUACAAGUUUCCAUAAAAAUACAUCAUGAAUUUCAUAAAAAGAAAAGAAAAUUAAUUUUGGCAGAGAUACAUAUUGGAUUUGCUGUUUUGAUAUUAGAAAAACUUUUCAACAUAUUAUUGGAAGAAUUUUUUGUCCUAUUAGAAAAUAAAAUUUUAACCACUAUUGAAGAAAAGAUCUCGAUUAUUAAAAAUUCGAAAAAAAUUUCGAUUAGAGAUAAAGAAUUUGAAAAAAAAUUGGCCACAGUCGCUGAUGAAAUCAAAAAGGAAAUAUUUAAUCAAUUUAAACAUUUUAAACCUCAAGAUCCUAAUAACAAUGAAGGAACUUUUGAUGGGCAAGAAGUUUCUAACAAACAAGUAAACAAUUCCACCGAAAUUUCCAAAGAAAUCAAAUAUAAGAUUCUUAAUAAAUUUUAUAAAAGGAUUUCUGAUGCUCAAGAAACUCCUAAUGAUAUUUUUGAUGUGCAAAAAACUUCUAAUGAAGAACAAAGUUUCACUGAAAUCACUGAUCAAAUUCAACGAAUAAUUCAAAAAGAAUAUUUUCUUAAGAGAAUUUACGAUAAAAUUCAUAGUGAGCUAGAAAUUUAUGAUGGGAAAAUGACCCUUAUCGAGGAACAAAAACAAGAAUCUUUUGAUCGUGAAAAACAAGAAAAAGAGGCUAUUGAUCAAAUCCAGAAAUGGACUACAAAUUAUUUAAAAAUCUCUGAUGAAAUUCAUAAAAGAAUUGAAAAAGAAUAUUUUUGUGAAAUUCUUGAGAAAAUUUACAAAGAAGAGGAUAAUAAACAAGAGGAUAAUAAACUUCUUAGCCAGGAACCAAACGAAAUGUUUGAAAAUAACGAACCUUUUGGGAAAGUACAAAGGAAAAACACUUUAGGAAAAAAACCAAGAAGAAGAAACACUUUAAACAAAGAACUUUCUAAUGCGAUACAAAAUGAUCAUACCAAAAUAUCUUAUAAGAUUGAUAGAAUCAAAAAAAUAUUUUCUGGCACAUUGAAAAAAACACUUCAUCUAAAAGAAGAUGUACUCAUGGAUAUGAAACAUAUGUUAUUCAUAAUUUUUGUAAUCUUUGAUAGCGAAGCUUUAAUAUUUAUGAAAGACAUAACACAAGAUUAUAUUAAUAAAAUAAAAUAUAUUAAUGUGAAGAAGGCAAAAAAUACGAAUGAGAUUAAAGAGAUAGAAAAAAAGCUACCCGUAUAUACGGAAUCGGGCCUCCAUAAGCGGACUAGAUGUGCACGAUAA